AUGAAAUGGAAAUGGAAUCUGAUCUACCGUACAGGUAGAAAGUAUUUCAGAAAAUUCAAGAUCCUGGACAAUUUGUUCAAUCCAUUCAAUCAUCAAAGUGAAAGUACCUACACCUCUGUAAAGGCAGAUUUGUUAAUGGAGAUAGUAAAUAAUCGAACUAAAUGUUAUCCUCAUCAUCUUCCAACUUUAACUUCUUCUACAUUCUCUGCGAUUUUGCGGCAAGUCCAAGUGGACCUCUGGAGUGACUGCAGGUGUAAUUUCGAUCGCUUCUUCAGCGCCAGCGGAGCGCCCAAAAGCAAUUACCGGGUGAAAUUUAGUGUGGGAAAAAGCGAAGUGGUCGAUUGGAUUUGGCGAUGGGUCCAGCUCUGCUCGCGGGGAAUGUCGACUUUAACGAAUAACGAUGCAGGUGGACCGCUUUUUUCAUAA
Messenger RNA from Phyllotreta striolata, 426 nucleotides. Lineage: Eukaryota; Metazoa; Arthropoda; Insecta; Coleoptera; Chrysomelidae. The record is from the annotation of a GenBank genome assembly.